This is a messenger RNA of Plectropomus leopardus (leopard coralgrouper), 1946 nucleotides long. It is a transcript of the gene kctd16b, whose product is annotated as potassium channel tetramerization domain containing 16b. Gene Ontology annotation, molecular function: protein binding. Gene Ontology annotation, cellular component: presynaptic membrane; postsynaptic membrane; signaling receptor complex. Gene Ontology annotation, biological process: regulation of G protein-coupled receptor signaling pathway; protein homooligomerization. The record is from RefSeq and is a predicted model, not a curated record. NCBI's taxonomy places the organism in Eukaryota, Metazoa, Chordata, Actinopteri, Perciformes, Serranidae.
CUCGCCACUGAAAGAGACUGUGCCUCCUCCCGGAAAAUCUGCUGCUGUUCAAGGGAAGUUGAAGAAAAAGUAACACAUCAGCACCUUCUUUUAUUCGGACUAUACCGAAGUUGUUGGACUUUUUUUUUCUUCUACGGUGUAUUUUUGGGUUGCAUGUGUGAAGAAGGAUUUCUAUUUACUGGAUAAUAGUAGCAAAAAAAGGCAAGCAAGAUAAGUUUUAAUUCGGUGCAAUAGGCAUCUACAGCCUCCAUCGGUCCCCCUAUGUAAUGCUCUCACAUGAGCCAGGCUUGAUGCGCCCGGAUACAUUUCUCCUCUCUUGCAGCACUGAUUCUGUCCUCCACUAAGUCACCCAUCUUUUAAUUUAACAUUUACAGAGGGACGCCCCGGACUGCCAUCUCCCCCCCAUUUUCUACAACUGCUUAAGACUGGUAGGUGGCCGAUGAAAAAUGCUUAUCCACAUUGUUGUAAGAUGAAGUUGGAGGCCCUGCAUCUACACAGAAUAACCGAGGACACAGCUUAGCAACUUUUAACAUCCCUCUCGUUUUCUUUUUUUUUUUUUUGAUCUUUUUCUUUUUUAUUGGUAGAAAUAGGUGUGCAGCCCGUUUGUAGCUGUUCAUGACGGAAACGAUGGCGCUGAGUGGAAACUGUAGGACUAACCCCAAAGAGCAAGCAUCAGUUCAGAACAGUUUCCCAGAUGUUGUUGAAUUAAACGUAGGGGGGCAGGUUUAUUACACGCGUCACUCAACUUUGGUGGGCACCCCAAAUUCAUUACUUUGUAAGCUAUUCUCCUCCAAAAAAGAUGCAUGUAAUGACUUGGCACGAGACCCAAAGGGCCGUUAUUUUAUCGACAGAGAUGGGUUUUUAUUCCGGUAUGUGUUGGACUACCUCCGAGACAAGCAAGUCGUCCUCCCGGACCACUUCCCGGAGAAAGGGAGGCUCAGGAAAGAGGCGGAGUACUUCCAGUUGCCCGACUUGGUGAAGCUCCUGACCCCUGACGAUAUCAAGCACAGCCCGGAUGACUACUUCCACAGCGACUAUGAAGACGGGUCGCAGGGCAGCGACCACCGGCAGUGUCCGCCUCCCUCUCUCGUCCCCGCGGACAGAAAGAGCGGCUUCAUCACGGUGGGGUACCGGGGGUCGUGCACCAUGGGCCGAGAGAGCCAAACCGACGCCAAGUUCAGGAGGGUGCCUCGGAUACUGAUAUGCGGGCGGGUGGCUCUCGCCAAAGAAGUUUUCGGGGAGACCCUGAAUGAGAGCCGGGACCCGGACAGAACCCCGGAUCGGUACACCUCCCGGUUUUACCUCAAGUUCAAGCACCUGGAGAGGUCUUUUGACAUGCUGUCGGAGUGUGGUUUCCAAAUGGUGGCCUGCAACUCGUCAGUCACUGCCUCGUUCGUCAACCAGCACACAGAAGACAAGAUCUGGUCCAGCUACACAGAAUACGUUUUUUACCGUGGUCCAUCACGUUGGUCCUCCCCUCCGUGUGAUUGCUGCUGCAAGAACCACAAGGGUGAUGGCGAGGGCGAAAGUGGCACCUCCUUCAACGAGCUCUCCACCUCCAGCUCUGAGAGUCAGUCAGAGGCAAGCUCUCCCCAGGGAACAGUCAUCUGCGGCCCAGUCAGCCGCCAGUCACAUCCCCACGCCAAUGUCCAAACCCUGGACAGACCGCUGAAAAAGGGCCCCAUCGCCAUGCUCCAGCAGUCUGAACAGCGACGGAAGAGUGACUUGCUACGCACGCUAACAGCAAGCUCCCGCGACACUAGCACCUGCAAGAAAAGGCCAGCGAAAGAGAAGCUGACGGUCGAGGAGGAGCUGGAGAAGUGCAUUCAAGAUUUCCGCAAGAUCAAGAUCCCGGAGAGGUUCCCUGAGAGGAAGUACAUGUGGCAGGCUGACCUGCUGAGAAAGUAUCGCCUUUGAGCCAGGCCACAGGACAGAGGGAGCAGACA